AUGCAGAAGACAAAAUUCCCUCUGAUUCUGUGGCUGAAUGGCGGACCGGGCCAGACAUCUCUCUUCGGACAAUUCAUAGAAAAUGGACCGGUUGGUAUCGAUAAAGAAGGGAACCUUUACAAGAGACACAACAGUUUGUAUGAAGACUAUGACAUCCUGUACUUGGCCCAACCAGUUGGCGCAGGAUUCAGCUUUACCCUAGACAAUGCAUACCCCAAGAGCAUGGAGAACAUCGCAAGCGAUAUGGAGAAGUUCUUGUGCUCAUUCUUCAGGCUGUUUAAGGAAUACCUCAACAUAGACCUAAACAUAGCUGGGGAAUCAUACAGAGUGAGGGCGGCCUCAGCUUUCGGAGUUCAUAUUCACGAGAUUAUGACAGGGAGUAACAAACCCCCAGCAAAUCUCAAAGGAGUCAUGUGCGGAGUUGGCCAGUUUACUGACACUCUAACACAAGUGGAUACAUCCGACCUCCUCUUAAGCCUUGGUCUGGUUGACCAGCACGGCUACAAGGAACUCACAGAUAACAUCGAUAUGAUGAAAAAACUUGUCACAAACUCGACAACGGUGCAGAGAUCCCUGGGAAUAUAUAUGAAGACCUUUGGAACGACCACGAAUUUCUCGGAUCCCAAAUUUUGUCUUCGACGAACAGGGUGCCACUACAAUGGAAACGCACUGAAGCCAACAGAGCCAGAGGAACACGUCAAAUUUGUUGCAAUGAUGCAUAACAAAACAUUUUGA
Ornithodoros turicata is the source of this 735-nucleotide messenger RNA. RefSeq names its product vitellogenic carboxypeptidase-like. Gene Ontology annotation, biological process: proteolysis. The coding region runs from base 1 to 735 and encodes 244 amino acids. The transcript has 2 exons. Lineage: Eukaryota; Metazoa; Arthropoda; Arachnida; Ixodida; Argasidae. The record is from RefSeq and is a predicted model, not a curated record. Gene Ontology annotation, molecular function: serine-type carboxypeptidase activity.